Molecule: messenger RNA, 836 nt
Organism: Drosophila subobscura
Lineage: Eukaryota; Metazoa; Arthropoda; Insecta; Diptera; Drosophilidae
Exons: 2
Coding region: 2-814 (270 amino acids)
Cellular component (GO): membrane
Source: RefSeq, a predicted model, not a curated record
AAUGAUGCAGGUUAUUCUUGCAAUUAAAUCACUGCAUAACAGAAUCCGUUCAUGGAUACUGGAGCUAAUGCCAUGUUUCAUUAUGUCAUACUACGGCAUGGAUGUGUUGGCAACUUUGCUAAAGUAUCGACUUGUGUGCACCGAGAAGGCUGUUGUUCUCGAUGUCCACGACGUGUUUGGCUACGUCUACACGACAUUUGAUGCUCUACUGACUGCUGCAGCCAUUGCACUGAUCACAGUUCAACGCAAAGAAGAGACUGGUAUAAUAAUGCUGCUUAUUGGGAGAGUAACUCAUCGUUUGCUCUUCUCCAUCUGGACUCAUUUGCAUCACUUUCUCCUUAACGACUGCCUCGAUGUGGGCUCUCUAUUGUGUCUUCUGGCCACUAGAGUUUAUCAACGAGACAGAAACGAAUGGCAAAGAUUGGAUCUCAGAAAGUUCGAGUUGCUAUUAUUAGCGGGAAGAAUAAGCCUGUCCAGUAUCUAUAUAUCGUGGCUGGAGGAGGGAACUAAUACCUUCUGUAACAUCCUCUACCUUGCUCUUUUAAGUGCCUUGCUUCUGGGUCUCAAGUGCAGAAUUGCCUCUUACACGACUGUCUUAGCCAUACUCUAUCAUGACGUGCUAAGCGUAAACUUUUGGUUCCUGUGGGGCUGGAACGAUGCGAUACUCUCGUUGCAGUACUCGAGCUUGCUGCUGUCCAAAAUUGGUGGAUUUCUGCUCCUCUCACAGCUGGGUGCCGGCAAAUGGUCGCUCGAUAAGUUCCAGUCCCGAACUGCUGAAAGAAAGGAACAGAUGGGAAACUACCGCCUCAUCUAGACAGGCAAAAUGUUUUCCAACG